Messenger RNA from Rangifer tarandus platyrhynchus (Svalbard reindeer), 795 nucleotides. The record is from the annotation of a GenBank genome assembly. NCBI's taxonomy places the organism in Eukaryota, Metazoa, Chordata, Mammalia, Artiodactyla, Cervidae.
AUGAGACAGACUCCUUGCCAGAACUUGGAAUACCAAACCAUGAGGCAUAAACCACGCAGAGGAAAUGAUGGAGAGAAGACAGAGUAUGUGAAGUUAACACGUGUUGCUCCUGAUCGGUGGACAGGUGAGAGACCUGAAAUAUUUCAAGAAGAAGCAACACAGAAUAACAGGUUAAAAAGGCCUUACAGGAAUGCAGGAUUUCAUUCUCAGCCUGAGAUCCAAACAACUCAACAAAUACCAAGAAUUCCUGAACAUGACAGAAAUAAAGAUUUUCAAAAUUCUUUUAAUUAUCAGAACAUGUUGGAUAAUAACAUGCAGGAAUAUGAUCAGAACAUGUUGGAUAAUGACACACAGGAACAUGAGAAAUCCAGGACUCCUAUGAAAAAUAAAUGCUUUUCAAAGGAUCAGUUAAACUCAGAAAAGUACAGGGAAGAAUACAAAAACAAAUGGUCUUGCUGUGAAGAGAAAUGCUACUAUUUUUCUGAUAUACAUAAAACCUUCGAAGAGAGUCGGAAAUUCUGCACCAACCAGGGCUCCCAUCUGUUGAAGAUAGAAGAUGAGGAUGAACAGGAAUUUAUUCAGUCUUUGGUGUCUUAUUUUUCUUGGAUUGGAUUAUCUCGAAAAGGAAUUGUCAGCCCCUGGAAGUGGGAAGAUGGUUCUUUGCUACACUAUAAACUAAAUCUGCAGAAUUCAAACAUAAACAACAACAACUGUGCAUAUGUCACAGCAAACAAAGUAGUUGCCUCAGUGUGCACCAAGCAACUUUUCUUUAUUUGUGAGAAGAAUUAUACUUAG